UUCUUUUUUGGCAGAUAACUCAAAACAAUGUAUGAAUGAGUGCGAUGCACCUUAUUGCAAAGUACAGUGUUUAGGUCACGAAGGGCAGGCUAUGUGUCACGGUCCAUAUUGCACCGCAGCAACUAGAGGCGAUAAAUCCAAAGCUUUGUGUGAUGGUGCGGAAUGUAAUGCGACUUGCUUCGAAAAUCAAUGUAAUUCAGAGUGUUUCGGAGGAAUAUGUAAAACUGUUUGUGAAGGCAACGAGUGCAAAUCAGCGUGUGAUGGAAUUCUUUGUCAGUCUAUGUGCGAAGGUGGGUCCUGCACGUCUGGAUCACUUGGAGACAACUCAAUAGCUGGAUGUAAAGGAGGCACCUGUGAUGCAGAAGCCAAAGGAAAACAAUCCGUCGCUUCGGUAAGAUAA
Messenger RNA from Colias croceus (clouded yellow), 400 nucleotides. RefSeq lists its product as uncharacterized. The transcript is spliced from 15 exons. The record is from RefSeq and is a predicted model, not a curated record. Lineage: Eukaryota; Metazoa; Arthropoda; Insecta; Lepidoptera; Pieridae. The coding region runs from base 32 to 400 and encodes 122 amino acids.